Messenger RNA from Priceomyces carsonii, 1311 nucleotides. It is a transcript of the gene DBP8, whose product is annotated as ATP-dependent RNA helicase. The record is from RefSeq and is a predicted model, not a curated record. Lineage: Eukaryota; Fungi; Ascomycota; Pichiomycetes; Serinales; Debaryomycetaceae. The coding region runs from base 1 to 1311 and encodes 436 amino acids. Gene Ontology annotation, molecular function: ATP binding; nucleic acid binding; RNA helicase activity. The transcript has a single exon.
AUGUCAUUUGAAGAGUUAGGCGUUUCAAAAUGGCUUUGUGAAGCACUAAAUUCCAUGAAAAUUUACAAGCCAACCUCGAUUCAGGCUGCUUGUAUUCCAAAAAUUUUACAUGGACAUGAUUGCAUAGGAGGUGCUAAAACUGGUAGUGGUAAGACCAUUGCAUUUGCCCUGCCAAUGUUAACUAAAUGGUCCGAAGAUCCAUAUGGAAUAUUUGGAUUGAUUUUAACCCCGACAAGGGAAUUAGCUCUUCAAAUAGCUGAGCAAUUUGCUGCAUUAGGUGCUUCGAUGAAUAUAAAGAUUUGUGUUAUAGUUGGAGGCGAAGAUAUUGUACAGCAAGCUCUCAAUCUACAAAGAAAGCCUCAUUUUGUGAUUUCCACUCCAGGUAGAUUAGCAGAUCAUAUAUUAAAUAGCGGAGAGGAUACUAUUUGUGGAUUACGAAGAAUAAAAUAUUUGGUCUUAGACGAAGCUGAUAGAUUACUUAGUAACAGUUUUGGAAGCGAUUUAGAGAAAUGCUUUAGCGUCUUACCUCCCUCUGAAAAAAGGCAGACUCUCUUAUUUACAGCCACUGUAACUGAUGCUGUAAGAGCUUUGAAAGACAAGCCUAAACCUAAAGGAAAACUUCCAGUUUUCAUCCAUGAAGUUGAAUCCAUUGAUAACGUUGCUAUACCGACCACCUUACAUUUAAGUUAUGUUUUCGUCCCUUCCUAUGUUAAAGAAGCAUAUUUAUAUGGCAUCCUAAUGAUGGAAGAGUUCAAGAAAGUAACUGCCAUUGUAUUCGUAAAUAGGACACAUACCGCUGAAUUUUUGAGGAGAACUCUUAGAAAAUUAGAGUUCCGUGUUGCUUCAUUACACUCAGAGAUGCCUCAGACGGAGAGAGUAAAUUCCUUACAUAGGUUUAAGGCAGGGGCUGCUAGAAUAUUAGUUGCAACAGAUGUUGCGUCAAGAGGUCUCGAUAUCCCAACCGUUCAAUUAGUUAUUAAUUAUGACAUACCUGCCGAUCCUGAUGAUUUUAUACAUCGAGUUGGAAGAACCGCAAGGGCUGGUAGAAAAGGAGAUUCGAUUUCUAUUGUUGCUGAGAAGGACAUUGAUAGAAUCCAGUCGAUAGAGGAAAGGAUUAACAAGAAAAUGGAUCUAUUAGAAGAGAUUGAUGAUAAUAAGGUCAUAAAAGAGUCAUUAAGUGCAGCUAGUAUUGCUAAAAGGGAAUCUAUAAUGGAAAUGGAUAAGGAAAACUUUGGGGAAAAAAGGAAAAUUAAUAAAAGGAAGAACGCAAAGCGUGAUGAAAGUCAAGCAUCAAAAAAAUCAAGAUCCUAA